Molecule: messenger RNA, 1083 nt
Organism: Phlebotomus argentipes
Lineage: Eukaryota; Metazoa; Arthropoda; Insecta; Diptera; Psychodidae
Product: methylglutaconyl-CoA hydratase, mitochondrial-like
Exons: 2
Coding region: 144-1022 (292 amino acids)
Biological process (GO): fatty acid beta-oxidation
Cellular component (GO): mitochondrion
Molecular function (GO): enoyl-CoA hydratase activity
Source: RefSeq, a predicted model, not a curated record
UUCUGAUGCACUUGAAGUUCUGAAAAUUGAAUCAACAUGAAUGUAAUUUCCACGCAUGUUGAUUGAGGGCGCUCGAGGUCUGAUUACGACCGAUUUGGCUUGACAGCGCGACUUAUCAGUCUUCUGGCUGUGAUUACGUAAACAUGGCUCAACUCCUCAGGAACUUCCGCGGCCUCAGAACCUUCUCCCUGCCCAUCAGCAGACACUUCAGUGCCGCCAAGGAGACGGAGAUUGAGUUGGAGUAUCUCAAGGGAGACAAGGAAGGAAUCGCCGUGGUUGCUCUCAACCGGCCAAGUGCCAAGAAUGCUUUCUCACAAUCCCUGGUGAAUAAGCUGAUCGACUCCGUGGAUGCGCUGUGGCAUGACAAGAACUGCCGCGUCGUUGUCCUCAGGAGUCUCGUUCCUGGAGCCUUCUGCACUGGCGCCGACCUCAAGGAGCGCUCCAAGAUGACCCCCGAGGAGGUGGUGAGGUUCGUGAAGAAGCUCCGCGGGAUGCUGACGCAGAUUGAGCAGCUGCCAAUGCCCGUGAUCGCUGCCGUUGACGGAUUCGCCCUGGGAGGCGGUCUGGAGAUGGCUCUGGCGUGUGACAUUCGCUGUGCUUCCGCCGACGCCAAGAUGGGUCUCGUUGAGACACGCUUAGCCAUUAUUCCCGGCGCCGGAGGAACUCAACGACUCCCCAGAACUGUCAGUCCGAGUCUGGCCAAGGAACUUAUCUUCACAGCGAAGGUAUUCAAUGGCACGGAGGCCAAGGAAAUGGGAAUCUGCACUCACACUGUGCCUCAGAAUGACACCAAAGACGCCGCAUACCAGAGAGCCUUGCAGAUUGCCACAGAAAUCCUCCCCAACGGACCAGUUGGCGUGCGAAUGGCCAAGAAAGCCAUCAACAAUGGUAUCCAGGUGGAUAUCAACACGGGAUUUGCCAUCGAAGAGGCUUGCUAUGCCCAAGUAAUGCCCACAACUGAUCGUCUUGAGGGCCUGAAGGCGUUCGCCGAGAAGAGAAAGCCAGUCUACAAGGGUGAAUAGGAGUCUUCUGUACACAGUAACAACACGAAUUUAUGUGAUAAAGUGCAUUUACAAUCAGAGA